AAAGGUUAAAUUUACCACAAAGUCGGCUCAUUACUACCAAUGCCAAACGAACCUUAUAAAUUUUUACAAAUUACUUUAUGGGUGGCGAGGACUCCGAACGGGCACUCACCAAUCGCGUGAAUACACGUUGCAACUAUAAUCACCUCAAUUCACCAUUUGCAACGCGCAUUGUCAGCGAGCUGGACGCUCUGUUAAAUGAGCACAACGAAUUGUUGAAAUUAUUCAAAUCACAUAUGCAUAAGCUACAAAGUGACAAUCACGCUAUUUUCAUCAAUCCUGAUAGAACACCAGCUGGAGGGCAUAUACGUCGAUUCAACGCACCUGUUGUUGACGACGUGGCUGGAAUCAUGGUUGGCGACCAUACAGCUACGCGACAAAUCGUGAUUCGAAGAAGAAAUAAUUCUCUUCAGUCCAUUCCUGAUACCCAUCGUUUAUAUGAUGCUCUCCAAUAUCCACUCAUUUUUUGGAAGGGACAAGACGGAUAUUGCAUAAACCUUAAGCAACGAGAUCCGGUAACAGGAACCGAAACAAACAAGAAUAUUAGCUCAAAGGAUUUCUAUUCGUUUCGGUUGAUGAUUAGACGUGGUCAGGAUAAUAUCAUUCUACGAUGUCGUGAGCUUUGCCAACAAUUUAUGGUCGAUAUGUACGUCAAGAUAGAGAGUGAACGACUACGAUACCUGCGAUUUAACCAACAGAAGCUGCGUGCGGAAGAAUACAUUCACUUGCGAGAUGCUAUUGCCAGCAACGCUGAUACUGCCGAAAUCGGUAGCUCUGUCAUCCUACCAUCAUCGUACAUAGGUAGUCCACGUCACAUGCAAGAAUACAUACAGGAUGCUAUGACCUUCGUACGUGAAUAUGGACCACCGUGCUUUUUUAUUACUUUUACAUGUAAUCCAAAAUGGCAGGAAAUUACAUCGUUAUUAUUACCUGGACAAAGUGCAAUACAUCGUCAUGACAGGGCAUGUGAACAUGCGCGUUCAAACGCUUCAGGAUCCAUCCGCCGAAACUUUUUCGAAACAGCUAUUAGAUAUUGGCAAUGGGAAAGUUACCGUACAUGAAAAUACUGGAUCAAUAAAAUUACCAACCGGUUUUCGCACAAUCGUCCACUCGCAAGAUGUUCUCAUCGACUGUAUAUUUCCCGAUGUACACACACAAUAUAUAAAUCUUGAGUGGCUGGCAGACAGAGCCAUUUUAGCAGCGAAAAAUGUGGACGUUCAUGGAUUAAAUUUCAAGAUACAACAAUUGUUGCCAACAGACUCUGUGUCAUACAAAUCUGUUGAUACAGUUUGCAAUACUAUCGAAGCUGUAAAUUACCAAGUAGAAUUUUUUAAUUCCUUGGAUUUGCCAGGCAUGCCACCGCACCACUUACAAUUGAGAGUAGGAUCUCCGGUGAUUUUGCUCCUUAACUUGAACCCACCACGGCUGUGCAAUGGCACACGAUUGGUUAUUAAAAAAUUAAUGAAGAACGUGAUUGAGGCCACCAUUUUAAAUGGCAAGUUUCAAGCUAAAAGGUAACACGAAAUUCUUUGACUGUUAGGCGUUACGAAGUUCGCCGGGUUUGCUAGUAAGAAUAUAUAUGU
Drosophila willistoni is the source of this 1580-nucleotide messenger RNA. RefSeq lists its product as uncharacterized. Bases 78 to 1058 code for a protein of 326 amino acids. The record is from RefSeq and is a predicted model, not a curated record. NCBI's taxonomy places the organism in Eukaryota, Metazoa, Arthropoda, Insecta, Diptera, Drosophilidae. The transcript has 2 exons.